UUAGCGUUUUGUUUUUUUUUGUUGUUUUUUGUUGUCUCUCUCAAGAGUCAAGGUUCUUGUUCUCCGUUUCUCGACCCUUUCUACGUCAAGCCGAUCAAAAGGGAUGAUUGGUUCACAAGUACAAGACGGUGCGUGUUCCUUGGACCAGCCAAAUAAGGAUGUGGUGGUUAUCGCGGAGACAAAACCAAAGAAGAGGAUAUGUUGUGCUUGCCCCGAUACAAAGAAGCUAAGAGAUGAGUGCAUUGUAGAACACGGCGAAUCCGCUUGCACGAAAUGGAUCGAAGCUCAUAUUUUGUGUCUUCGAUCCGAGGGUUUCAAAGUUUGAGAGAGUGUUUGAUUAAAAGAUUAGUUUCAGUAAUCGAAAGUAACAUAGAUUGUUGAUUGUUUUUUUUGUUGUUGAGAAUUUACACAACAGUCAUCAUCAUGUAAUAAACAGAGCAACCCAAAAAGGUCACAUUGGCCCAAAAAAAAACACCACACUCAAAUAUUUGUGAUUUUUUUUAAUAUAUCCCACUUCAUUCA
Camelina sativa (false flax) is the source of this 522-nucleotide messenger RNA. RefSeq lists its product as uncharacterized. The record is from RefSeq and is a predicted model, not a curated record. NCBI's taxonomy places the organism in Eukaryota, Viridiplantae, Streptophyta, Magnoliopsida, Brassicales, Brassicaceae.